AUGGGUCUGCUCGCGGCCCUCUCACAGUCGGCCGAGCGCCUCCUUGGUUCUCUACCGACCUGGCAACUCGGCCUCCUCGGCUUUACCGCCUUCCUUGUGCUCUCCGUGACAUGGAAUGUUGCGAGACAACUGUUUUUUAAAGAUAAGAAUGCGCCGCCGGAAGUGUGGAGUUGGUUUCCCGUGAUCGGAAACACGAUAUGGUACGGCAUGGACCCUUUCGACUUCUUCUUCACAUGCAAAGCGAAAUACGGCGACGUCUUCACCUUCAUCCUGCUCGGGCGACGAGUCACCGUCUGUUUGGGAACCAAGGGCAACGAAUUCAUUUUGAAUGGCAAACUGAAGGACGUGAAUGCUGAGGAGAUAUACACCGGAUUGACUACACCGGUGUUUGGAGAGGGCGUGGUGUACGACUGCCCCAACUCAAAAUUGAUGGAACAAAAGAAAUUUGUGAAAUUCGGCCUCACAAUGGAGGCAUUUCAAUCCUACGUCGACUUGAUCGCGAGUGAGACCAAGUCAUUCGUGGAGAAGGGCAACCCCUUCCGGUCUCAUUCUGGGAAAAUCGACGUUGCUCCCGCAAUGGCUGAAUUGACAAUCUACACGGCGUCACGAUCGCUCCAGGGCCCUGAAGUGCGGGCCAAAUUCGACUCGACUUUCGCCGACCUGUACCAUGACUUGGAUAUGGGGUUUUCGCCCAUCAACUUCAUGCUCUCGUGGGCACCUCUCCCGCAUAAUCGCAAGCGAGAUAUUGCACAGAGAAAGAUGGCCGACACGUACAUGGAGAUUAUCAAGCAACGACGAGCUGCUGGUGGCAAACGAGAGAAGGGAGAUCAAGACAUGAUUUGGAAUUUGAUGGGCUGCGUCUACAAGGACGGCACACCUGUUCCGGACAGAGAAGUGGCGCAUAUGAUGAUUGCGCUUUUGAUGGCGGGCCAGCACUCAUCUUCCUCGACUUCGGCCUGGAUUCUAUUGAGACUGGCGACGAGACCAGAUAUCCAAGAGGAGUUGUUGGAGGAGCAGAAACGCGUACUGGGGGAGGACCUACCAACCUUGACGUACGACAACCUCCAGAAACUCAGCCUCAAUGCCAAAGUUGUCAAGGAGACGCUGAGAUUACAUGCUCCAAUCCACAGCAUUCUUCGCAAGGUCAAGUCACCGAUGACGAUCGUGGCAGAUACGCCGACCUCGACAAAGACUUAUCGGAUACCCACCACCCAUACCCUCCUCUCCGCGCCCGGUGUGACCUCGCGAGAAUCCGAGUUCUUCCCUGAACCCAUGAAAUGGGAACCACAUCGCUGGGACGAAGGCCAUCCCCUUGCGUACACACGAAUGGGCCUGGACAAAGAAGAAUUCGAAGACUAUGGAUACGGCAUGGUCAGUAAGGGAGCUUCUUCACCUUAUCUUCCGUUUGGCGCGGGCCGACAUAGGUGUAUUGGCGAGCAAUUCGCCUAUGUACAGCUAGGGGCCGUGCUCGCGACGAUGGUGAGGUUGGUGAAAUUUCAGCAGAUUGAGGGCACGGAGUUAGUGCCCACAGACUACUCGAGUUUGUUUUCGAGGCCAAUGGCGCCGGCUGUGGUGGAAUUUGAGAAGAGGGAGAAGGCAUGA
Messenger RNA from Cladophialophora immunda, 1602 nucleotides. RefSeq lists its product as uncharacterized. The transcript has 2 exons. The record is from RefSeq and is a predicted model, not a curated record. Lineage: Eukaryota; Fungi; Ascomycota; Eurotiomycetes; Chaetothyriales; Herpotrichiellaceae. Gene Ontology annotation, biological process: ergosterol biosynthetic process. Gene Ontology annotation, molecular function: oxidoreductase activity, acting on paired donors, with incorporation or reduction of molecular oxygen; iron ion binding; heme binding. Bases 1 to 1602 code for a protein of 533 amino acids.